ACGGAAUACACUAUGUGCCAUGGCUGCAGCGGCUUUAAGGCUUGUGCCGUUUAUUGGUCCACUUUGCGUUGCAGCGUUCUCCCUCGCAGUCCUUGGUACCUAAUUAACGUUAUCACUAAAAGAGGGACGGCCAUGGCGCUAGUCUCCCUCGUCUCCCAUGUGUUGAGCUCCAAGCGUGGGGCAAGCUGCAAGAAGGGACGGGCAACUGGAUGUCUCUCCUGCCCAUUCGAACUUUCUCCCGUUUUUUCCUGUGCUACACUACCUCGAUCCCCUUCGGCACUGCACCCCCGUGGCACUCGUGCGUCUGCCGAUCCCGAUCCGCGGGUCGGGCUGUGACGUGGUUCGCUGACCUCGCUCUGCGCCUGCUGAGUGGUCGUUUCCUGUGCCUGCUUUCCCCGUCUUGCUGUCGUCACAUUUCUCCCCUUCACGUGGUGAUCGCCGUGGUUCUGCUGUGACUCGGGAUCUCAGCCGGCCAGAAUGUCGACCUCGGACAAAAACAGCACCAAAGACCGGGCCGAUGCCUUGCCUGAGACGUCUGAUGUCGCUUCCGAGGGCGGCCUGGACGCAGCCUGGAAAUAUCUCGACACCCACCGAAAUGCCGGCGGCGGCGGCGGCGGCAGCGGCACGCCAAUCGACAUCGUGGCGCUGCGCCGCAAGAUCGAUUGGCACAUUGUGCCACUCAUGUUCCUCUGCUACACGCUGCAGUUCCUCGACAAAGUCAUCCUCAACUACGCAAACGUGAUGGGUCUUUCCAAGGACCUGAAUCUACAGGGCAAUGACUUCUCCAAUGUUGCAACGUUCCUGUUCGUUGGCCUGCUGUGCUUCGAGGUCCCCAACACCUACUUCCUGCAGGUUGUGCCCGCCGCGAAAUGGCUUGGACUGAACGUCGCCCUGUGGGGUGUGGCCACUGCCUGCGGAGCCGCCGCGACCAACUACCAGAGCCUCCUCGUCUCCAGGGUCUUCCUGGGCAUUUUCGAGGCCACGAUUGCGCCCUCGCUGAUGCUGAUCAGUAGCCAGUGGUAUACCAAGUCUGAGCAGGCGCCCCGCUUCUGCUUCUGGUACACCGGACUGGGCAUCGGCCAGAUUGUCGGCGGCCUGAUCUCGUUCGGCUUUCAGAACAUGGGCCCAGGUGCUCGGCUUGCCGGGUGGCGGACCAUGUUCGUCGUUCUAGGCGCCGUGACCGUCGUUGUAGGCACCUGUGUCUUCCUCUUCUUGCCCGACACCCCCAUGAAGGCGCGCUGGCUGUCCGACGGCGAGAAGGUGGCGCUGCUUAAGCACGUCAGCGUCAACCAGACCGGCAUCGAAAACCGCAAGUUUCGCGCCAAGGAGAUCCUCGAGGCCCUGCUGGACCCCCAGAUCUACCUCCUACUGCUGUCCGUCGUGCUGAUGUCGGUGUCCAGCGGUGUCGUCACGACGUACUCGGCGACGCUGAUCCGCAACCUGAAGUAUGAUUCCAAGCAGGCUGCCUUGAUGAAUACCCCGUCUGGCGCUGUCAGCAUCUUCUUUACUCUGUUUGCCGGGUUCGGGAUCCGCCUGCAGUCCCACCGCUGGGCUUUCACCAUUGCCUGCAUCAUCCCUGCGAUCAUUGGGGGCGCUCUGAUGUCGUUCCUCCCUACCGACAACAGGGCGGGCUGCCUGGCCGGUAUUUAUCUCGUCAACGCCGUCGUUGCUCCUCUCGCCAUCUACUACAACUGGACCAUGGCCAACGUUGGCGGCGCGACGAAGCGAGCGUUCGCCGCCGCCAUCAUCAGCGGCUCCUUCUCCAUCGGCAACAUCAUUGGCCCUCAGACCUUCCAAGCCAGAGACGCGCCCGAGUACCGGCCUGCGAAGAUCGCCGUCAUGGCCACCCAGGCCGGCUGCGCGUUCACCACUUUCCUCCUGUUUCUCUACUACGUCUGGCAGAACAAGAGACGCACCUCGGAGCGCGAAACGGAAGAGACCUACUUGUCGCCUGAGGCGUGGGCCAACAUGACAGACAAGGAGAAUAAGCAGUUCCGCUACGCCUACUAGACGGCGUGGGGAGUGCUGCGGAGAUUGCCCCCUCUUGCUCGGAGGAAUCAACAUGCUGUACAUUUUACAAUAUCCGCAGUAACAUUACUAGAUGUAACAUCGCUUGUGAUAAUGGACUGCGCAAAUACACAGAACUGUCCAGUUCAACCCUGGUUUGUUUGUUAGCUUAGUUCUUGUUCCUGGGCACUUUUUAACAGGGGCCAAC
Molecule: messenger RNA, 2215 nt
Organism: Thermothielavioides terrestris NRRL 8126
Lineage: Eukaryota; Fungi; Ascomycota; Sordariomycetes; Sordariales; Chaetomiaceae
Exons: 6
Coding region: 478-2010 (510 amino acids)
Biological process (GO): transmembrane transport
Cellular component (GO): membrane
Molecular function (GO): transmembrane transporter activity
Source: RefSeq, a predicted model, not a curated record